AUGGCGCUUUCUACUCCUCAUCCUCUUGAUCCUCUGACGGCACUGGAAGUGAGCCAGACGUCUGCAAUCAUAAAGAAAAUCUUGGGGAAUGAAGCCAGCGGUAUUCGAUUCAAGGUUAUUGAUCUCGCCGAGCCAUCCAAGGACCUCGUUCUUGACUACUUGCAUGCCGCUGCACCAGCCCCCCCUCGGAAAGCUCGAGUGUACUACCACACCAAAAACAACACCUCACUCAAGCGAUCAAUUGUCAACAUAACUACACAAUCAGUCGAGAGUGAUGAAGAGCUCCUUGGCCUUCAAGGCCCCGUCGAUUGGAUUGAGUAUGCGGCAAUAAACGACGCAUGCAACGCACACCCAAAAGUGCUCGCAGAAGUUGCGAAACUCAAACUCCCAAAAAGUGCGAGAGUCGUCAACGAUCCUUGGGCCUACGGAACAGAUGACCCGAACGAGGAGCGUCGCCUGUUCCAGUGCUACAUGUAUGCGGCAAUGAACGAUGAUCCUCAAGCGAAUCACUACUCUAUCCCUCUCCCUCUUGCGCCCAUUUUUGAUGCCCACACCCUCGAGCUUGUCCUUUUGGAGAAGCUACCUCUAGGGACUGAUACUACUUUGGACAACCCAACACAGCCUUGGGAGCCCGCCCAGGCAGUCGAGUAUAGCGCCGAGCUGCUGGGCGAUAACGCCAUGCGUCAAGACCUCAAGCCUCUUCAAGUGUUACAGCCACAGGGGCCUUCAUUCGAGGUCAACAACCGUGCAGUAUCAUGGCAAAAGUGGAGCUUCCAACUGGGCUGGAAUCUCAGAGAAGGCCCUGUACUGCACGAUGUACGCUACGACAAUCGGUCGCUGUUCUAUCGUGUUUCGAUGAGCGAGAUGACAGUUCCAUACGGUGAUCCGCGCUCCCCUUACCACCGUAAGCAAGCGUUCGACCUUGGUGAUUCGGGUUUCGGCCUUACCUCUAACAGCCUCGAGCUCGGAUGCGACUGUCUGGGUUAUAUCGCAUACUUCGACGGCAUUCGCAACACUGCCAACGGUGAUCCAGUGAUCAUGCGCAACGUCGUCUGCAUGCACGAAGUCGACGACGGCAUAGGGUGGAAGCAUACCAACUGGCGAAACGGAGGGGCCAGCGUGGUCCGAGACCGACAGCUGGUUGUCCAGUGCACUGCGACGGUGGCCAACUACGAGUACGUCCUCGCCUUCGUGCUGGAUCAAGCAGCCAACCUCCACAUUGAGGUGCGUGCCACUGGUAUCGUGUCCACCAUGCCAAUUCGUCAGGGUUCGCGGGUGCCUUGGGGCACCGUCGUAGCUCCUGGAGUGCUGGCUGCGAAUCACCAACAUCUCUUCUGUGUCCGUAUCGACCCAAACCUUGAUGGGGACCGCCGGAAUACCAUUAUCUACGAUGAUUGCAUACCGGUGCGGAAUGAACCAGACUUAGACCCCUUCGGCUGCGCCUUUCGCGUCAAGCGUACGCCAAUCACUCGGCCGGGAGGCUACGAGCUAGAUCUCUCAAAGAACCGAGUUUACUCGAUUAUCAACGAGUCCCGCACGAACCCUGUAUCCGGAAAGCCUCGUGGAUACAAGUUGCAUGCCAUCCCAAGCCAGAUGCUCAUGAUGGAUACACACACAUUCAACCAUCGCCGCGGCGUGUUUGCAUCGCGGCCAAUCUGGGUCACGCGUUACCGCGAUGAUGAGCUUUGGGCUGCGGGAGAAUUCACCAACCAGAGCCGUGAGGAUACCGGGCUAGCUGCUUAUACCGCCGGUGACGAGAAUGUCCAGAAUCAGGACGUUGUAUUGUGGCACUCAUUUGGUAUCACUCAUGUCACACGACCAGAAGACUUCCCUGUCAUGCCCGUUGAGAAAAUGUCCAUGGCAUUGAAACCUACAAGUUUCUUUGACUUGAAUCCGGCUAAUGACGUCCCACGCUCAUCUCAAACUAUGAAUAAAUCCACGCUGCAUGACUCAAAUAUUAACAGCGACAGCUCAGUCUCUUGCUGUGAAAACAGUAGCUCGGGUGCGAAGCUAUAG
Clonostachys rhizophaga is the source of this 2016-nucleotide messenger RNA. The record is from the annotation of a GenBank genome assembly. Lineage: Eukaryota; Fungi; Ascomycota; Sordariomycetes; Hypocreales; Bionectriaceae.